AUGGCACCCCAAGUCCUCUAUCGUGUUGUCUACAGUACGACCAAUCCAACUCCAUCCCAGAUAAACCGCCUCGUCAUAGAGCCUGCUACCCUUCCACAAUACACACGCCGCCGUGUUCGCGAUUGCGAUUACCCGGCCAUCGUUCCAUCCAGCGAGCCUGGAGCCUGCGUGAGAGGGACCUACGUCAGAGGUCUCACCCGCGAUGACCAAUGGCGCCUCGAUCUCUUUGAAGGCAGCCAGUACGAACGGAUCCGGCUGCGACUACACUUGAGAGAUAGAAAACGAAAUGAGGGAGAAGAGAUGGAGGCAGAGACAUAUGUAUGGGCAGAAGAUACCAGAGGUUUAGAAGACGGAGAGUGGGACUUUGAGGAGUUCAGCAGAGAAAAGAUGGGAAGAUGGAUUGGCAACGAUGAGGAGUAUGAAGGUGAAUUGCGACCUUCUAUUGCAGCUAACGUCAUAACGGUAGAGGUUGAUGAGGCGGUGAGGAAGAAAGAUCCGACGGGUGGGAGAGGUGUGAAUGGCAUAAUUGGAGGCAAGCUGGAGGUCAAGGGUAAGAGCGAGAAGGAGGUACUGGAAAGUGCUGUGUAG
Molecule: messenger RNA, 588 nt
Organism: Letharia lupina
Lineage: Eukaryota; Fungi; Ascomycota; Lecanoromycetes; Lecanorales; Parmeliaceae
Exons: 2
Coding region: 1-588 (195 amino acids)
Source: RefSeq, a predicted model, not a curated record